AAUCUCGUGGUAGACAGUAGAAGCAUGGGUGAUAGAACCUAAAGAGAGAGAAAUGGUAAAAAGUAAAAAUCGUCUGUCCCUACUCACGCCAACAGCAUUAUCUUCUUAUAUGAGAGCAAAUGACAUUGUCCGGCCUCUUUGUGACAGUUUAAGCUUCUCUGUUGUGAGAUGGCCAUGGUUGAAAACGGGUAUGUCGUGGACGGCGCCGCUCUGGUGGCCCCAGUGACAUGCCUAGAGUUCGUGGGAGAGGAGUAUCUGCUGACAGGUGAAGGACCAGCGCUUUCUGUGUACAGUCUUCAUGGUCAACCCAAACUGUGUGCAUCACAGAGUGUUCUACAUAACUACCGUAUCCAUGGAGUGAGACUUCGACCACUGGCGGAUGGUGGGGUCGAGGAGCAGGAUGACGGUGCCCCACCAGGAGGUGCUGAGCUCGCUGUGUUUGGAGGCAAGGGCCUGCGGCUCGUCACUCUGACAGGACAGGGUGCCGUCCAGCUGAGCGGCCCGCUGAUGGAGCUUCAAGACUGGCUGCUGGACGUGCGCUGGCUGGACGAGCGCUCCGGCGCUUUACUGGGCGCCGUCCUGGCCCAUAACACCGCACUGCUGCUGGAGCCCAGGACUGGCCACGUGGUGUGCCUACGCUCCUGCCAAGAGGUGUGUCUCCUCUACUCGGGCCUCCUGAUUGGUUCUCUCUGGGACUCUGCCGUUCUGGUUGGUGGAACUGUCUUCAACCAGCUGGUGCUAUGGAGGCCGGGGAGGGGCGGUCGGGAGCAGGCGGCCCCCGUGGAGAGGCGUCUCCCGGGCCACAGCGGCGUGAUCUUCAGCCUGGACUACCAGCCCCACACCGGGCUGCUGGCCUCGGCCUCCGAUGACCGGAGCGUGCGCGUGUGGAGCGUGGGGGCGCUGGGAGGGCCGGGAGCGUGCGGGGAGCAGGAGCCAGCGUGCCAACGCGUGCUCUACGGGCACCAGGCGCGGGUGUUCUGUGUGCGGCUGGCGCGGGGCACGGGGGUGUUCAGCGCCGGGGAGGACGGCGCCUGUCUCAUGUGGGGCGGAGGCGGCCGCGUGGAGCGGACCUUCAAGGGGCACCGGGCGGGCGGGGUCAGGGCACUGGCCGUCAGCGAGGAGCGGCGCUGGCUGGCCACGGGGGGAGCGGACGGAGGGGUCAGACUCUGGAGAGUGAGGGAGGCGGAGAAGGAGCAGCGAAAAGGUGGAGAAGAGGAGGAGGAGGAGGAGGAGGAGGAGGGUGUGGUUGAUCUGGAGUUCAGUGGGGACGGCGCUCCUAAGGAGGUGUGUCUGGUGGAAGGCGCUAGCGUGCUGGUGUGUACUGAUCGUGGGAAGGUGUACCUGAGGGAGGGACAGCGCUGGAGGUGUGUGUGGGAGGGUGCCCCGGAGUUCCAGUCCUACUGCGUGAUGGAGGUGGUGUGUGUGCGUGAGGGAGUGUGUGUGUGUGCAGUGGGGAAUCUGAGCGGAGGAGUGUGUGUGUUCCCGCUUUCGCACCCCGACAGGGCCGUGGUGCUGAGAGCCGGCGAGGGGAAGGUGCACUCUCUGCAGUGGGUGUGGCCCGGACAGGGUCAAGACGCGUUCCUAUUGGCCUCUGGGGCGGAGGGGCGUGUCUACCGAUGGCUGAUUGGAGUAGAUGCGGGUGAAGUGGGCGUCGCCCUGCGUUCCAGGCCGCUCCGGCCUUUCUCGCUGCCGCCGCGUGCCAAGCGCUGGCUCACGUGUGCCCUAACACUGCCUCACACACACGCCCGCACGCAGGGCACACUCUGGCUGUGUGGAGACCGGAGAGGCUCACUCCUGCUCUACAGGGAAAAGGAGCUGAGGAGAGAGAGACCAGCAGUGGAGGAGAGCAGUGGGCCAGAGGGAGACCAGAGCCAGGGCUUGGCUGGCGAGCCAAAUGGAGAUGCCCAGGAAGAGAGGGGGGAAGUGGGGGAGAGAGGCCAGGACGCUGGGCCUCAGGCCCUGGAGCCAGCGUGUGUGCUGUUCGGGGUGCACGGGAAGCAGGGCGUGACCAGCGUGUGCGAGCGCGACGGGCUCUGCUACAGCACCGGCCGCGACGGCUUCGUGAGGGUGCUGGUCGUCCGCGGCGACGCGCUGACGGUGCAGAGGGCCCAGCGGGCGGCCAAAGGGAUGGAGUGGCUGGAGAGGGUCGUCUUCCUGCAGGACCGCACGCCGGACAGGGACCGCAGCGGAGAGGUGGAGGAGGGAGAAGGAGGGAUGGAGAGAGGGAGUGGAGGGAGAGGUGGAGGGCAGCAGACGGAGGUCAGGGUGCCGGCGGAGGCGAGGUUCGCCCUGGUGGGCUUCCGCUCGGUGAGCUUCGUGGUGUGGGACCCGGCGCGGCAGGAGACGCUGCUGUCCGUCCCGUGCGGAGGCGGCCAUCGCUCCUGGGGCUACGGAGCGCCCGCUCCCCUCCUCUCCGACCGCUGCCUGGGCGCAGGGCAGCUGGCGUUCAUCAAGCAGGGGGCCGUCCUGGCGCACUACCCGCCCACCCACAGCCGGAGCGUGGCCAUGACCAGCGGGCAGGCCCUGCGCGAGGGCAUCCACGGGCGCGGCGUGGGCUGCCUGUGUCGGCUGGGCAGUUUGGGUCACUGGGAGGUGCUGGUGACCGGCGGCGAGGACACCAGCGUGAAAGUGCUGGCGGUCAGCUCCGAGACGGGCACGACGCGGCUACUGAGCGGCAUCACCGACCACAUCUCCAGCGUGCGCGCCCUCGCUGCCCUCCGUAGAGACCCGCCGCGCUCCUCCUCCGCCCUCUCCGCCCUGCUCUUCUCCGCGGGGGGGCGGGCGCAGCUGCAGUGCUACAGGCUCCUGAUUGGCUGGGAGGGAGACGCCGGCCAGCCUACCUGUCAGGUCAGCCAGAUAGCCGGUCACCGGUUGGAUGAACAGUGGGAGCGGAAGAGGAAUCGACACAAGACGGUGAAAAUGGACCCUGAGACCAGGUACAUGUGCAUGGCUGUGGUGCAUGAUGGGCCAGACCGAGUCCUCCUGGCCCUCGCCUGCAGCGAUGGAGCACUGAGGUUAUUUGGUGUGUCCGAGCACGCCGGCACGGCCGAGUUGCUGUGGGAGUGUUUUUACCACCAGCGGUGUGUUCUCAGUCUCGCUGCGCUCCACCUGCUGAGCCCUCAAGGCCAACGGUGUGUAGUGGUGCUGAGUGCGGCUACUGAUGGUCAGGUGUGUGUGUGGGACUGGACCUCCGUGUUGGCGCUGGACGAGGGGCAGAACUGGCAAGGUCCCACAGAGCCCUGCUUCGCUGUGCCCGUUCACCAGAGCGGCGUUAACGGUUUGUGUGUGUGGGAGGAGCCGGAGGCGGGAUCGCGAGACGGUCGGCUCCUCUCAGUGGCCAGCGGCGGCGAUGACGGACAGCUCUGCGUGCUCCUGCUCAGAGCCACGUUUCCUCCGCGUCCACCGGAGGGCGCCGCCGCGUUCGCCCUGGAGCUGCUCUCCCGCUGGUCCGAGCCGCUGGCCCACGCCGCGCCCCUCACCGCCCUGCGCGUCAUCGACCGCUCGCUGAUCGUGUCCACCUCCUCCGACCAGCGAGUGUGUGUGUGGAGCGUGUGCGAGGGGAGCUCCGGCCUCCGCCCGGCGGGCACGGCGUUCACACACACGGCCGACGUGUCCGGUCUGGAGGUGUGGCGGCGCGGACGGGGCGGAGCUCGGGCGGCGGUAUGCGGUCAGGGCCUGCAGCUGCUGACCAUCACGCCCAGAGAAGGAGACGGGGACGGACAGACGGACACAGACUCAGGGAAACUACAGGAACGCCUGAAAGUGACCUUCAGCAGAAGUGGCCCCUCAGAACGGACUUGCAGAGAAUAGUUAUGCCGUCUGUCAGAGGAGAGUGAGGACAGUGUGUCGAGAGAGACUUUGGCAUGAUUGCUGGACAAUCGUGAUUAUUAUUUUUUUUUAAUUGGCUAAUUUAAAAACAUGUUUUAAAACUCUAAUAAAAAUCUUUAUC
Messenger RNA from Sardina pilchardus (European sardine), 3949 nucleotides. RefSeq names its product WD repeat domain 6 (gene wdr6). The coding region runs from base 169 to 3810 and encodes 1213 amino acids. Gene Ontology annotation, biological process: tRNA methylation. The record is from RefSeq and is a predicted model, not a curated record. Lineage: Eukaryota; Metazoa; Chordata; Actinopteri; Clupeiformes; Clupeidae. Gene Ontology annotation, molecular function: protein binding. The transcript has 7 exons. Gene Ontology annotation, cellular component: cytoplasm.